AUGCGUAGUCGCUCGGAUCAAGAGAUUCCCCGACGCCCUCUCACUCCAUCAUAUCUACCUUCGCCGCCCAUCUUCCCCGGCAUCCCGAGGGACAGCUCGCCCGCUCGCCCCAUCACCCCACUUGCGCCGAUUCCCCUCCCGCCGACGCCGCUCUCCUCGACCCCCGUCAACAUGAGCCUCAGCCCACGCCUCAGCCACCGCGUUGACAGCGCUUUGGCGGCGACCCCCACUGCCGCCGAGAGCGACCUGGUCAUCGGUGUGCGCGUCACCCGCGCUAUCCAGGGGUACUUUAAACGCCUCCUCGCUGCCAUUCGCGAAGGCGGCGAGUUCGACGAACUUUGGUCCCUGGAUUCUCCGGGCGCCCAUGUGCCAGUACUCCCCCUAGAUGUCGGGGUCUCUUCGCCGCGUGGUGCUACGUCCCCUUAG
Messenger RNA from Cutaneotrichosporon cavernicola, 426 nucleotides. RefSeq lists its product as uncharacterized. The coding region runs from base 1 to 426 and encodes 141 amino acids. The record is from RefSeq and is a predicted model, not a curated record. The transcript is spliced from 2 exons. NCBI's taxonomy places the organism in Eukaryota, Fungi, Basidiomycota, Tremellomycetes, Trichosporonales, Trichosporonaceae.